AAAAGGGCGGGGACUCUGGGCAGCGGUUGUGGAGUGCCGCGGGUCCACAGUGCUGCACUGAGCGGAGAGGAAGGGGCGUCCCGGGAUAUUUGGAGGAUAAAGGGUGAUGACCACACCUGCCGGCUCCGGCAGGGGUUUCGGCUCCGUGUCCUGGUGGGGCCUGUCCCCGGCCCUGGACCUGCAGGCUGAAAGUCCUCCUGUGGACCCAGACUCCCAGGCCGAUACGGUGCACAGGACCCCCGAGCUAGAUGUGCUGCUUCUGGGCUCUGUGGAUGGACGGCACCUGCUGCGGACCCUGUCCCGAGCGAAGCUCUGGCCUCGCAGGAGGUUCAACUUCUUUGUGCUGGAGAAUAAUCUGGAAGCUGUGGCCCGACACAUGCUGAUCUUCAGCCUAGCCCUGGAGGAACCGGAGAAGAUGGGGCUGCAAGAGCGGAGCGAGACCUUCCUGGAAGUGUGGGGGAACGCGCUGCUGCGCCCGCCAGUGGCCGCCUUCGUGCGCGCCCAGGCCGACCUGCUGGCGCACCUCGUCCCCGAGCCCGACCGCCUGGAGGAACAGCUGCCCUGGCUCAGCCUCCGCGCCCUCAAGUUCCGCGAGCGGGAUGCCCUGGAGGCCGUGUUCCGCUUCUGGGCUGGCUGUGAGAAAGGGCCCGAGGCCUUCCCCAUGAACCGCCUCUGGGACUCGCGGCUGCGCCACUACCUGGGCUCCCGCUACGACGCCCGGCGCGGUGUCAGCGACUGGGACCUGCGCAUGAAGCUGCAUGACCGCGGAGCCCAAGUCAUUCACCCCCAGGAGUUCCGACGCUGGCGGGACACAGGCGUCGCCUUUGAACUCAGGGACUCCAGCGCCUAUCAUGUACCCAACCGGACCCUUGCGUCCGGUCGCCUCCUGAGCUACGUGCGUGUCCACUGCCUGUCCUGGCCCACUGCUGCUUCUCGGAGUCCUAGGAGUCAGGGUCCCCAACAUCGACCUCACCUGCCUCCUCUCUCCCUCCUUUUCCAGCGUGGGGAGCGCGUGGCAGCGCGCGGGUACUGGGGGGACAUCGCCACGGGGCCCUUCGUGGCCUUCGGCAUUGAAGCGGACGACGAGAGCCUCCUGCGGACCAGCAACGGCCAGCCAGUCAAGACGGCCGGGGAGAUCACUCAACACAACGUGACGGAGCUGCUCCGCGAGGUGGCCGCCUGGGGGCGCGCGAGAGCCACCCGCGGGGACCCGGAGGAGCAGCAGCACGCGGAGGGAAGCCCGGAGCCAGGGACUGCAGCAGCCCCCACCCCGGAAUCUUUCACCAUCCACUUCCUGCCGCUCAAUUCUGCUCAGACUCUCCACCACAAGAGCUGCUACAACGGCCGAUUCCAGCUCCUCUAUGUGGCCUGUGGGAUGGUCCAUCUUCUCAUCCCUGAGCUUGGGGCCUGUGUGGCACCCGGAGGGAACCUGAUUGUGGAAUUAGCCCGGUACCUGGUGGACUUGCGGCAGGAGCAGCUGCAGGGAUUCAACACCCGGGUCGGGGAGCUAGCUCAGGCAGCUGGAUUCGCUCCACAGACCGGAGCUAGGCCUUCAGAGAUCUUCGCACGUUUCUGCAAGUCCCAGGAAUCGGCUCUGGGCAACACUGUCCCAGCUGUGGAACCCGGAACUCCGCCCCUUGACGUCCUGGCCCAGCCUCUUGAAGCCAGCAGCCCAGCCCUUGAGGGCCUGACCCAGCCUCUGCAGGGCGGGACCCCACACUGUGAGCCGUGCCAGCUGCCCUCUGAGGCUCCAGGUUCACUCUCAGAGGUUCUGACUCAGCCUCAGGGGGCCUUGGCUCUGCCCAACUGUGAGUCAGACUCCAAAACUGGAGUCUGACCCAACCCCUAGACACCCCUUAUCUCCAACUUCCAAAGUCAGGUUGUAGGAUGAGAACCCGCUGAUACCAUUCUAAGUCCGCUGCUAGAGUCCUCAAUUUUAUUCUAAUCAUUCCCACUCAGUACCUGCCACCCCCACCCCGGGAAUGUUGGUAGAAUUUCAAAUUCCAUUUCUGAGAUUCUAUGGUCUAUUCCUAGAAUUCUAGAUAUUUCUCUCAGAAUUCCAAAUUCCACUUCUGAGGCUCUAAACCCAGCCUAGGAUCUGACCCUGAGUCUCAGGCCCUUGACUUUGGCCCCCUUGUUCCCAGGCACCCUGUGGCUGACUAGGGGCUGGGGUGUCUCCUCACCAGGGCCUGGUCAGCACCCAGAUGGUUCAAGUAAAGCAAGUUGUGUCCACCCUUCUGUGUGUCCAAGCAUCUUUCCUGUCCUAUGUCCGUCUCCAGGGCUGGGAGAGAAAGGCCCAGGAGUGGUGGACAGAGGAAGCCAGAAACCAGAUUCCUGGGUUUCCAAGUGGACGAGGGAUGGAUUUCUCAGUGUUAUUGACUGAGAGCUACCCCCCAGCACAGCUGCAUCCUCAAAUUAAUCAACAACAUUUAUUGAGUGGCCUGGACUCCUGGGUCUGAGGGGAGAGGGAUUGGGGUCCUGGACUCCUGGGUCUGAGGGAGGAGGGGCUGGGAGCCUGGACUCCUGGGUCUGAGGGAAGAGGGGCUGGGGGCCUGGACUCCUGGGUCUGAGGGAGGAGGAGCUGAGGGUCCAGACUCUUGAGUCUGAGAGAAGAGUGUGCUGCGAGCCUGCCUGGACUCCUUGUCUGAGGGAGGGGCUGGGGGCCUGGAACCCUGAGUCUGAGGGAGGAGGGGCUGGGGCCCUGGACUCCUGGGUCUAAGGGAGGAGCUGGGGGCCUGUGUAGGGAAAAGAAAGAGAGAUCAGACUGUCACUGUGUCUACGUAGAAAGGGAAGACAUAAGAGACUCCAUUUUGAAAAAGACCUGUACUUUAAACAAUUGCUUUGCUGAGAUGUUGUUAAUUUGUAGCUUUGCCCCAGCCACUUUGACCCAGCCACUUUGACCCAGUUUGGAGCUCACAAAAACAUGUGUUGUAUAAAAUCAAGGUUUAAGGGAUCUAGGGCUGUGCAGGACAUGCCUUGUUAACAAAAUGUUUACAAGCAGUAUACUUGAUAAAAGUCAUUGCCAUUCUCUAGUCUCAAUAAACCAGGGGCACAAUGCACUGUGGAAAGCUGCAGGGACUUCUGCCCUUGGAAACGGGGUAUUGUCCAAGGUUUCUCCCCAUGUGAUAGUCUGAAAUAUGGCCUCGUGGGAUGAGAAAGACCUGACUGUCCCCCAGCCAGACACCCAUAAAGGGUCUGUGCUGAGGUGGAUAGUAAAAGAGGAAGGCCUCUUGCAGUCGAGAUAGAGGAAGGCCACUGUCUCCUGCCUGCCCCUGGGAACUGAAUGUCUCGGUAUAAAACCCAAUUGUACAUUUGUUCAGUUCUGAGAUAGGAGAAAAACCGCCUUAUGGUGAGAGGCGAGAUAUGUUUGCAGCAAUGCUGCCUUGUUAUUCUUUACUCCGCUGAGAUGUUUGGGUGGAGAGAAACAUAAAUCUGGCCUACGUGCACGUCCAGGCAUAGUACUUUCCCUUGAACCUAAUUAUGACAUAGAUUCAUUUGCUCACAUGUUUUUUGCUGACCUUCUCUUAUUAUCACCCUGCUCUCCUACUACAUUCCUUUUUGCUGAAAUAAUGAAAAUAAUAA
This is a messenger RNA of Pongo pygmaeus (Bornean orangutan), 3582 nucleotides long. It is a transcript of the gene DNAAF3, whose product is annotated as dynein axonemal assembly factor 3. Gene Ontology annotation, biological process: axonemal dynein complex assembly; motile cilium assembly. The coding region runs from base 107 to 1837 and encodes 576 amino acids. The transcript is spliced from 11 exons. The record is from RefSeq and is a predicted model, not a curated record. NCBI's taxonomy places the organism in Eukaryota, Metazoa, Chordata, Mammalia, Primates, Hominidae.